Trichoplax adhaerens is the source of this 2235-nucleotide messenger RNA. RefSeq lists its product as uncharacterized. The record is from RefSeq and is a predicted model, not a curated record. The coding region runs from base 1 to 2235 and encodes 744 amino acids. Gene Ontology annotation, molecular function: protein binding. Lineage: Eukaryota; Metazoa; Placozoa; Uniplacotomia; Trichoplacea; Trichoplacidae. The transcript has a single exon.
AUGGGUAAUAGUCAAAAUCGCGAAGUUCAGGCGCUCACUGUUGCCGGAGAUGAAAAGUUUGCAAUUGGAUUUUAUAAAGAAGCACUAAUACUAUUUCAUCGAGCGGUUGAGAAAGUUACCAGUACCGAACAAAAAUUAGAUUGUGUGAAUCAGAACUUAGCGGAUCUGUAUCGUCGCAUUGCUUAUGCUUAUUUCAAUUCUCAUAAGUAUAAAACGGCCAAUGAAUUUUGUAGUAAAUCGUACCAAUGUGCAAACCAGGUUAAUGAUAAACUGCGAAUGGCCUAUUGUAUCGAUAUCUACGGCCAUCUUGAGAAAGUAUGGGAACAAUAUGAUGAAGCUUUGCAUGAUUACCAACUUGGGCUAAAGUACAAGAUAGACUCUGUUACAGAAGAUGAUGGCCCAAUUAUUCACUCCUAUAAUAAUAUUGCCAGUAUCUACUACAUUGUCGGAAACUAUGAUGAAGCAUUGGUUAUGCAAAAUAAAUGCUUAAAACUACAAAUGAAAUUAUCUGGCGAAGACAGCUUACAGGUAGCCACAUUACAUUACAACAUUGCUGAGAUAUAUGAAGCUACGAGGAAAUAUGAAGUGGCGUUGUUUAUGCUUGAUAAAGCUUUAAAUAUUCAAAUAAAAGUAUUGGGAUCUGAAAAUAAGCAUGUCGCGGAAACAUACCGUAAAAUAGCUUCUGUUCUUUCGCUACAACAUAAAGACGAUCAAGCACUUACUAGAUAUCAAAAGGCGCUAGAUAUCAAUCUAAAAAUAUUGGGCGAGAACAACCUGACCGUUGCUGAUACAUAUAAAAGUAUGGCUACUACACUACAGUCUUUGAAGCUAUAUGAUGACGCAAUUCUUAUUUUUUAUAAGGCUUUGAAAAUUCAGAUCGAAAUUUUAGGAACAGAUCAUGGCCACGCGGGCGAUAUUUAUUAUAAUAUCGGAUGUGUAUAUCAAGCAAAACUACAGCAUAGGAACGCUUUGAGAUAUCAUCAGAAAGCAUUAAAUAUCCUAUUGAAAAAUCAAGGAGAACAUCAGUCUGAUAUAGCAAAAUCUUACCAAAAAUUAGCAAGUACUUACUUUUCACUAGGAAGAUUUAAUGAAUCUCUCACCUUUUAUAAUGACGCAGUAAGAAUUGCUAUUGGAAAGUUUGGAGAAGAUCAUCCGUAUGUGGCAGCAAUAUACAGCAAAAUUGGUAGAGUUUACUAUUCAAUGAAAAGUUACAAGGAAGCUUUAGUAAUGCAUCAGAAAGCACUAAAAAUUCGUACAGAAUUUCAUGGUGAAUAUAAUAAACAAGUCAUUAAAUCACGCAAUGAAAUUGCUAGAAUAUAUACAAUGUUAGAUGAUAAGCACAGCCAAGCUUUAAUGAUGCUUAAGACAUCACUUCAGCUACAAUUAAACUGUUACGGCAAGAAUAGUAGCUAUGUCGCUGGGACUUAUAUCGAUAUGGCUUACAUUUAUAUGUCUGAUAAAGCAUUCGACGAUGCAGCAGAUAUGUGUCAGGAAGCUUUGAAAAUCAGUUUAAAGUUGCCAUCAGAUGAAAGUAAUCAAUAUGCGGCUGAGUGCUAUUAUAAUUUGGGCUCUAUUUAUGCAUUACAGAAUCAUUUUAACGAAGCAAUUUCAAUGUAUCAGAAAUGCAUCAACGUACGAAAAGAGCUAGAUGAUGAGAGCAGUAAUAUUAUUGCCAUCACUUACAGCGAAAUGGGAUCAGUCUAUCGUUUACAACAAUUAUAUGAAGAUGCAAUAUUGAAGUAUCAAUUAUCACUUAAAAUCUACCUAAAAUUAUCUCCUUAUAAUUAUGAUGUCGGAUAUUUAUAUAGUUGUUUAGGGUACUGCUAUCAGUGUUUAAAUAAUUAUUUAGAUGCAUUAUCAAUGUAUGAAAGUUCAUGGAGGAUUUAUUCGGAAGUUGAUGGAGCGGAUAGUAUAGCUGUUGCCGACAUCUACGUUAGUAUAGCGGAUACGUAUCGCCUACAAAGUAAUUACAAUAAUGCUGUAUCAAAUUACGAAAAGUCCUUUAAGAUUCGUGUUGAGAGAAAAUCUGUGAGUGAUAAGCAAAUAGAGAUAUAUCAUCAGCUGAUGGAAGAAAUAGAGGAACAUAAUGCAAAUAAAGCGUUAGUCUGUGAAAAAUUAUCUCAUUUGUUAGUUCAGAUGGCAGAGAAUUCGGUCAGGGAUGGUAGCGGGAAAGGCAUGCCAAUCACCAGCAUGGAAAAAAAAGAACGAGAAAUAUUCCAAGAUUCGGACUCUUAA